AUGUUCUUUUACCUUGUUGUUCUGUUAUCUUUGAGCUGGCCGCACGUAAUAGGAACAGGAAGCACGGACCUGCGAGAUGAAGCGGCGUUCGAUCAGAUUGCAACUGCGUCGGAGAACGUGGAGCAAAACGCGGAGAAUUCCAAACAAAAGCAGGAGUUUCGAAAUCAACUGAUAACAUCCAUGAUAGAUACCACGGUGCACUAUGAAAAUUCAAACGGGUUCAUGCCUAUGAUGGAGUCUUCGUCGUCAUCGCCGCUUGAUCUACCGCCCUCUCAGCCAGAUACUACGUUCUUCCCUCUGGAAACGGUUAACGUUACUUGGAGCAACUCUUUGGACGAGCGGGAAAAUUCAAGCAGCAGCGACGACAAGGAGACGAAUGGACGAGAAGUGGAUAAAUUCGAGAAUGAUCCUGCUUAUUCCACGGAAGCGAGAAUAUUUCUGAAUUUCCCGAAUUUGAACCGCAGAUCGUUCGAGUUCCAAGGCAAUCAGAACGAGUUCGAGCUGCUGAAAGUUGGCAACGAUACACCAGAGGUAGCUAAUUAUCCGCAGUUAUACGAGGAACCAGCGAAUUCCAACGAAAACGAAGAUGAGAGGACUAAAGUUUCGUCGAAACAUAAAACUUACGGGAAGGGACAAAAAAUGGAAGACUAUGUGGGAAAUUACGGGAUAGUCUUCCCAGAAAAUAACAGCGAGGGUACUUUGUACAGCUACUAUUAUCCUCGCACCUCGGCGAAGGAUAAAGAAAAGAAGAGUCGCGAUCAAGAGAAAGCGGCAAGCAAUUAUCAACAGGAAAAUGUCCCGAACUACGACGGUCGCGAACAAAGCGCGACUGGAGGAAUGAUAAACGGGCCAACUGGGUCGUCCUUCCCAAGGACGAAUCAGGAGGUGAACGCCUUCUCGAAGAACGAUCCGACGAAGGAAGAUCACUCGUACGGCAUGGUUCCUCCUUCUUCGCCUCAAGUUACGAAGAAUCAAAGAUUCUCCAGGCCAGUCGUGGUCGCUGAAGCAAAUUACCAGUUUAACCAGCCGCCUAGAAUAUCCGAUUCCGGCAUCGACGAUUUCCAAACCUCGAGGUUCAUCGACUCGGUGAGCUCCGAGAUGUCGCAUCGUUACACGAUGGACAACAGGAACGGGAGAUUUCGAAGCAACGAGGACUCGAGAGACACGUCGGAUGACGGCGAUUACAUGGAGUACACGGAGAGACCUAGAAGAGUACAGAAGAGCAGAAGACGACCCGGUGACAGUUCGAAGAGGCUGCCGAAGGAACAUCGAGGCUCUUUGGAGGAUAGCGCGGAAUACGAGAGUCAGGGUAAGAGGCAUCAUUCGUCAAGGUCGAAGCCAUACCGACAAAGAGCAAGAGGGAAUUCGUGGUUGGACGAUGAUCGGUAUCGAGAUCAAGACGAUAGCUACGAGGACGCGAGAUACGAUGGGAGAUUAUCGGGCUCGGAAAUGAGGCACGUAAAAUCUCAAAACUCCAAGUUUAAGCCGAGCAAUAGCUGGAAUCAGAUAUCUCCGAAUCUCGAGAUUUCGCACUCGAGUGGCAUCGAAGUCGGUCAACUGGAAAAACCUAAGCUCAUCGUUCCGGUCAAAGUGAACUUGGUACCAGUAACUAACUUCGAUCACGCAACAGCGAUUGGCAAUAGUCAAGGCUUCGACGUGUCUAACGCUAUUCUACGCAAUAUCGUUACAGCCACGCCACUCAGCACGGUUGGCACACCGGCUAGCACGAUAAGCACUGCCGAAAACGCGAUUGGCCACGAGUCGAAAAUGAGAAUGUCCACGCCCGUUCCCGAUAUUAUCUUUGGCCAAAACAGCUUCCACAAUUCGAUGCACGCGGUUCUUCCGCAAAUGAACGAACAGAAUAGAUUCUCGACGAAUUUCAAACCUCAAUAUCUGUCUAGCACAGUCGCUCCAGUUUUUGCGGUCACUCCCGGUUUAAACGGCAACUUGCAGAGCGUACCGAUUCAGGAUGUUCAAGACGCGUCUACGCCUCGGCCAGCGAUCAUCGGUGCUCCGAACCAAAUGUCGACUAACCACGUGCCGCAAUUGAUACUUCCACAGCCGACGGUGCAGACUGUCUCGACGUUGGUGCAGACGCCGGUCACAAACUCGGAUUAUAUUCAGGUGAACCCUCACGGGAUGCAUGGCCAAAACGCUAUUAGUCAUGGUAAUUUGCAGGUUCAAACGCUCCCGACGUUGCCCACGAUUACGCCGACGGCGCAGUCUAUACCGGUUACGAAGAUCAACCUGGUAACGUCCGAUUCGCAAAACAAAAAGACUCUGCUUCCUGGGCCCAGCACGAACUUUUUGGCCUCGGCGAGCCUGGCAGUCGGCCAUAACGACGAGAGGCAAACGUUCAACGGUAAUAAUUAUUAUUUGCAAAAUUCCAACACUCAGCAAAUGGUUAAGCCGCAGGUGCAGGGAGGACUGUAUCAACAGGCGUUCAAGAACGUUAACGUAGUACCGAAAACGAAGACUUACAUUCAAACGACUCAUUUGCUGCCAGCGGUUUUGCAACCCCUGCCAACGUUCACCAGCCUAUCCGCGAAUACGCAGCAAGAAUUCCCAGAGCAUCAGAGCAUCCAUGGGUCGGAUUUCGUGCGACAAAAGAUACAGAACUCCGAUCUCGAUAAUGGCGCGUCGACUCUGAAAAACGUGCCUCUCGCAUACCAAACGUUCGACAGCGUGGGUAGUCAUAGUAAUAUUAAUACGGUAAACGCGUCACCAGGUGUUCCAGGGAUCAUCGAGAAUGCCCAUUUACCGCACGUUGGUAUGAGGAACGUUGAAAUCGUCAAUCCGAAUAUCAAACCGAGCCCGGUAGAUACCGCGAUCAUAAAUUCCUACGAGACAAUGCAUUACCCGGGUACAGUUUUAACCACGUCGAUUCCUAUGUUCACCACAACCAGCUUCGUUACAGCGAGACCGGCCAUAUUGUCGUCGACCACGGAAUCCAGCAACCUGCAGAACGUAGUGAACUCGCUGACGGAAAUAGGCUCGAAUAAUCAAGCAUUCGGCAACGAUUUAAAAGCGUAUCAAUCUCUGGAGAGACCCGUGUUCAAUCCCAUCAACUUCAUUCCGAACGUGGACGUGGUUAAAAAUCAGAACGCUUUGAACAGUAAACUGCACGUCAGCGAACCCCUGCAGCAAAGUUUGAAUUUGGUUCCGCUGAUACCGGGAGGUAAUUUCUUUAAGCCUUCCUUCACUGCGCAGAGCGAGCUCCUGGUAAAACCAAAGUUGAGCUCCGACUUGGAAUCCUACGCUGAGCAAAUGUUCAAGGAAUCCCUGAAAACGAUCUACAACUCUCAGAAAUGGAACAACGAUCGUAAACCGGGCAACAAUCGUCAGAAUGUUUCCGAUUUAUCAGACAUCACGAAACUGAAGAACGAGUUGCAACGAUUGAAAGCUUCGCUAUCCGAUUCGAAGCGAAACAAAGAGCAGAUCGAAGCGCACCACAGCGAGACAAAGGUACGGACCGAAUUGCCUAGCAAGAAGCCGGAUGAAUUGCUGGCUGCCUUGGAACAAAUGUUGAAAAAUCAUCCGACCGAUUCCUACCACGGCUAUUACGGGAAUAAUAAACCGCAUCGCCACCGUAGACCUAUCGAUCAAGAUAAAUAUAGCAGCGAUUUCAGAGACACGAAACAUAUCAGAGAGUUCCUGACACCGCCGCAAUUGAAUUCGCAUCGCUCGAAAGGUCAUUUCCACGAGAAACCAGGGAAAAAGAGACCGGGACCGGGUAGAUACAAUCACCACAACCAUCACCACGGACCAAGAUCGCAUACCAGGAGUAGUUUGUCUCACAAAGCGGGUGGUAUCGAAACUUCUGCGUCCAACAUCGAUCCCGUUCGCGUCGAUGGUUUCUCGAAAUACGAAAACGCGCACGACUCGAGACAUUUUUGGAAAAGUUCGCCGUACGAUUCCUACAGCUCCGUGUCCAUGUUGUCUCGCGACAAAAGCAAUUUCCCCACGUCGUCUAAACAGCGCAAAGUGGUAGACAGUAAAGAGAACAUUUACAACCACCCCAAGGUGCACAAUUUCCUCGGCUUAAUGAUGAAGAACAAACAGCUGCCUAAUGGAAAUACACCGAGUUACUUUCGAGACCAGGAUCAGUUAAAGGACUUCUUCGAAGACGAGACACAACGAACGCAACAGAAAUUCUACGACGAUUCCCUGCGAGAUUAUUUUUAUAAGAUGUCAGAUGGUACGUUGUAUUCGAAUUUAGGGCAUGUCGAGUCUGACGCUCGAAGGUCUCUGUCCGAAAAGAGAACGGGUUGA
Eufriesea mexicana is the source of this 4272-nucleotide messenger RNA. RefSeq lists its product as uncharacterized. The record is from RefSeq and is a predicted model, not a curated record. Lineage: Eukaryota; Metazoa; Arthropoda; Insecta; Hymenoptera; Apidae. The transcript has 2 exons. Bases 1 to 4272 code for a protein of 1423 amino acids.